AGAGUAGCUGUUCUUACAGGAGCUCUUCUAUAGUGGAGGAAAAAAGAGACGUCACAUAACCGAAGCGGAUCAUCAACAUGGCCGACCAAGCCACUCAAGAGAAAAAGACCGAAGAGAAACCCGAGGCAAAGGAUGCAGAGAAGACAAAGGAGGAGGCUAAAACUGAGCAAGAUUUGUCGGAAGAAGACAAACAGCUUCAAGAUGAGUUGAACAUGCUUGUGGAGAGGCUGACUGAGCCUAAUCAGAAGCUGUACCCUGCCGCUCUGGAGAGUCUCCGCACCCAGAUCCGGGCGUCGACGACCUCUAUGACCUCGGUACCCAAGCCUCUGAAGUUUUUGCGGCCACACUAUGAUACUAUUAAGGGAGUACAUGAAAAAAUCAAGGACAAAGAGACACAGCGUUUCUGUGCAGACAUUAUCUCUGUGCUUGGAAUGACGAUGAGUGAAGGAAGAGACAGUCUCAAGUACAGGCUUUUGGGAUCCAAGGAGGAAAUUGGAUCUUGGGGACACGAAUAUGUCAGACAUCUGGCAGGUCAGGUGGCCCAGGAGUGGCUGGCGACGAGCGAGGAGAACGCGGAGAUGCGGGAGAAGCUGGUGCUUCUGGCCACUCAGAUCGUGCCCUACCACAUGUCCCACAAUGCCGAGGCUGAGGCUUGCGACCUCCUGAUGGAGAUUGAGCGUCUGGACCUGCUCAAGGAUUACGUGGACGAAUCGGCUUAUAGUCGAGUUUGUCUCUACCUCACCAGCUGCGUGGCGUAUGUGCCCGACCCUGAGAACACGGUGCUGCUCAAGUGUGCCGUGGACCUGUACCGCAGGUUCAAGCAGUACCCCCAAGCCCUGCGCUUUGCCAUGGGCCUCAACGACAUGGCCCUCAUCGAGGAAAUCUUCACAGAAUGCCCCGACCAACUGGUGAAGAAACAGCUGGCCUUCAUGCUGGGGAGACAGCAGAUCUCCAUGGAACUGUCGGAGAUGAUGGACGACAAAGAUGACCUCCGGGAAAUCAUCGCCAACGCCCAGCUCAACCAGCACUUCCUCACGCUGGCCAGGGAGUUGGACAUUAUGGACCCCAAGGUGCCAGAGGAUAUUUACAAAACCCACCUGGAACCAAACAGAAACACUAUCGGGCCGAGCAACCUGGACUCAGCGCGUCAGAACUUGGCGGCGUCGUUCGUCAACGGUUUGGUGAACGCGGCGUUCGGCACGGACAAGCUCAUCACACUGGAGGAGGGACACAAGUGGCUCUACAAGAACAAGGAACACGGUAUGAUGAGUGCUACAGCGUCACUAGGGCUUAUUCUGCUGUGGGAUGUGGACGGGGGUCUGACGCAGAUUGACAAGUUCCUCUACUCAUCGGAGGAUUACAUCAAAGCGGGUGCGCUGCUGGCGUGCGGCAUCGUCAACUCUGGCGUGCGCAACGAGUGCGACCCGGCACUGGCCCUGCUCUGUGACCAUGUGAUGCACGACAACGCCUUCAUGAGGAUCGGGGCUAUCAGCGGUCUGGGCCUGGCGUACGCAGGAUCAAACCGUGAGGAUGUUCUGAGUCUGAUUUUGCCUGUGCUGGGAGACUCAAAGGCCAAUAUGGAGGUGAUCGGCAAUGCUGCGCUGGCGUGCGGUCUGAUCGCCGUGGGCACGUGUAACGGCGAGGUCACCUCCACCAUUCUGCAGACCAUGAUGGAGAGGUCGGAGAGCGACCUCAAGGAGACGUUUUCCCGCUAUCUGGCGCUCGGACUGGCGCUGGCUUUCCUGGGCAAGCAGGAUGCGGCUGACGCUACCUUGAUGGCCCUGGAGGUCGUGGCGGAGCCCCUCAAGUCGAUGGCCAGUAUGCUCGUGGACGUGGCAGCAUACGCCGGUACAGGAAACGUGCUCAAGAUCCAGAAGCUGCUGCACGUCUGCUCGGAGCACGACGAGGCCAAGGACGCGGACAACAACGAGAAGAAGGAGGACAAGAACAAGAAGAAGGAGAAGGAGGAGAAGAAGAAGGAGGAUGAGAAGCCCGCGGGGCCCGAUCUGUCUGUCCAGCAAGGCGUGGCUGUGCUGGGCAUCGGUCUGAUCGCCAUGGGGGAGGAGGUCGGCUGCGAGAUGUCGUUCCGCGCCUUCGGACACCUGCUUCGGUACGGGGAGCUGCCGAUCCGCCGCGCCGUGCCGCUGGCCUUGGCCCUCAUCUCCGUGUCUAACCCCAAGCUCAACAUCCUGGACACGCUCAGCAAGUUCUCGCACGACAGCGACCCUGAGGUGGCUCACAACGCCAUCUUGGCUAUGGGCAUUGUGGGGGCAGUCAUCAUCGGCAAGUCCCACUACAUGCUGUACAACCUGGUCUCGGCCAUGCAGCCCCGCAUGUUAGUCACCUUUGACGAGCAGCUCCGGCCGCUGCCCACCACCGUCAGAGUCGGGCAGUCCUCCCCCUGACCCCCAUCAUGGAAGGUUUUGUCAUCCUGAGGAAGAAUCCGGACUACGACGCAGAAUCUUAAUCUUUGUUGUUGUUUAUCGUAAUUAGUGUGGUUUACUUUUACUUCAACAAAGAGCGUCUCUCUCUUUGCCUUCUUUUCUUUCUUUUUUUCCAAGUGCGCUACGUUAGUGAGUGGGAGAAUGUUGAAGAGUGAAAGGGUCAUGUGUUGGGAUCACUGAAACAUAAACACAAAAAAGGAAAAAAGGAACGGACGUCUGUUGGAGUGAGAGAGUGUGUGAGAAUUUUUUAAUUUUUUUUUCACUUGUGUGUAUGUGUAUGUUCGCUCAUUCGCUGUUUCAUCGUUCAUGUCGCUGCCGCUACAUUUAGAACAUACAUGGUUUUUAUGUAUUUGUUUACAUCAGACUUUUUUCUAAACUCAUGUUUGAUGAGUUGAGAUGGGUUUUUUUUUUUCUUUUCAGAAGAAUUUGGAGAGAACGCCCGUAAGUGAAAUAAGUUGAGGGUUUUGGGGGUUUUUUUCGUGUAAGACCUGUGCACAAGCCUGUGGAUCUGAAGAAGUUUCAACUAGAUCUUGUAUUUAUAAGAUGAAUCUAUAUAUAUAAAUUAAGUAGGUGUUUUCAGUCUAGGUUAUCCCUGUCCUUACGUUGGAGGGAGGGGUGUGUGGAAAGGGAACAUUCCUGGAUAUGCAAACAAAAUUCAACCUCUGUCUGCAGGUGUCUUGUCAUCCGGAAUGGUCUGAACCAUGUUGGUGGGGGGGGGGGUGAAAACAAAUAUACAAUGAAUCAGCUGUGCCCACAUCUGUCUGUCUGUGUGAGUGUGUGUGUUGUUAGAAGGUGCUGAUGAUGUUUAGUGAGGUGCCUGUGUGUGUGUGUGUGGAAGGUUUGUUUGUGUGUGUGGGUUUGUGGGGUGUAUAUGCCACAUGAUGCGUGAGAGAGGGCAAGCCAGGACUACAUUGUUGUGUGUGUCACGUUGGGUUUUAUUUUGAUAUUUGAAUAAUAAAUUAAAAAUAUUGGCUUGAUCCCUUCUGUAA
Aplysia californica (California sea hare) is the source of this 3433-nucleotide messenger RNA. RefSeq names its product 26S proteasome non-ATPase regulatory subunit 2. Gene Ontology annotation, cellular component: proteasome regulatory particle, base subcomplex; nucleus; proteasome storage granule. NCBI's taxonomy places the organism in Eukaryota, Metazoa, Mollusca, Gastropoda, Aplysiida, Aplysiidae. The record is from RefSeq and is a predicted model, not a curated record. Gene Ontology annotation, molecular function: enzyme regulator activity. Gene Ontology annotation, biological process: proteasome-mediated ubiquitin-dependent protein catabolic process; regulation of protein catabolic process.